Messenger RNA from Limulus polyphemus (Atlantic horseshoe crab), 5679 nucleotides. RefSeq names its product peroxisomal acyl-coenzyme A oxidase 1-like (gene ACOX1). Gene Ontology annotation, biological process: fatty acid beta-oxidation using acyl-CoA oxidase; lipid homeostasis. Gene Ontology annotation, molecular function: fatty acid binding; acyl-CoA oxidase activity; FAD binding. NCBI's taxonomy places the organism in Eukaryota, Metazoa, Arthropoda, Merostomata, Xiphosura, Limulidae. Gene Ontology annotation, cellular component: peroxisome. The record is from RefSeq and is a predicted model, not a curated record. The transcript is spliced from 14 exons. Bases 18 to 1991 code for a protein of 657 amino acids.
UUGUAUUUGCUUCAAAAAUGGCGCUGAGAAAGAAAGUGUGUGAGGAACUGAUAAGGGAAAGAUCCCAAGCCAGUUUCAGUGUUAAAGAAAUGACUCAACUUCUAGAUGGCUCAGAACAAAAAACGCAGAGAAGAAAAGAGUUAGAGGAUAUGUUCUUUAAUGAUCUGGAAUUGAAAGAUGAAGUUCCUUGGGAUUAUUGUUCUCAUUCUGAGGUCUAUGAGAAUGCAAUCCGGAAAUCUCUGUACAUUUUUAACAAAUCUAUGGAAUUAUCUGAUCCUCGAGAGGCUCUUACUAUUGCUGAAGCCAUUAUGCAUGAAGCUUCCCCUGUCAGUGUGCAUUUUGUUAUGUUUAUACCUGCUUUGAUGGGACAUGCAACAGAAGACCAGCAAACCAUGUGGCUUGGACCUGCCCUCGAAAUGAAAAUCCUAGGAACUUAUGCUCAGACUGAACUUGGCCAUGGCACAUUUAUCAGAGGGUUGGAGACUACAGCAACGUAUGACCCUCAGACUGAAGAAUUUAUAAUAAACACCCCAACUCUUAGUUCAGUAAAAUGGUGGCCAGGAGGAUUGGGAAAAACAGCCAAUCAUGCUAUUGUUGUGGCACAGCUAUAUACCAAAGGAAAAUGCUAUGGGAUCCAUCCGUUUAUGGUACAGCUCCGUAGCAUGGAGGACCAUCAACCCAUUAAAGGGAUCACUGUUGGAGAGAUUGGACCAAAAAUGGGCAUGCGAGCAUCAGAUAAUGGGUUUUUGAAACUUGAUAAUGUCCGUAUACCAAGAACUAACAUGCUGAUGAAAAAUGCCCAGGUAACGAAAGAUGGUGUUUACGUCAAGCCUAAAAGUGAUAAGCUAAACUAUGGAACAAUGGUGUUUGUGAGGGUUAUAUUGAUAGACAUGGUUGCCAUCAACUUGGCUCGAGCAUGUACCAUAGCUAUCCGAUACAGUGCAGUAAGAAGACAAUCUGAGCUUAUUCCAGGGGAGAAGGAGGCACAGAUCCUCAGUUAUCAGGCACAGCAGUAUAAGCUAUUUCCUCUUAUAGCCCUCUCCCAUGCUUUGAAAGCCAACUUCAUGGCUUUGAUGGAUAUUUACAAAAAUGCUACUCAGGACUUGGAACGUGGGGAUCUUGGAAUGCUACCUGAAUUGCAUAGCUUAACAUCAGGACUAAAAGCAUUGAGCACAGAAAUUGGGAGUCAGGCAAUUGAGUCUUGCCGCUUAGCUUGUGGAGGACAUGGGUAUUUGUUGAUUAGUGGCCUGCCUCGGCUGUAUGCUAGUACAGUGGCAGCAUGUACAUAUGAAGGAGAAAAUACUGUUCUGUAUCUGCAAGUGGCUCGGUAUCUUCUGAAGUGCUUGAAGGGUCAGCAACAACUUGCUCCAGAAUCAAUGGUUCGAUACCUUCUUGAUGAAAGUUUUCGAAGCCCAUUUAACAAGUCUUCAGACGUGACAGACGUUGAUUGGCUAAUUUCGCUGUAUAGAGCUGUAGCAUACAGACAAGUUCAUCAGGCUGCUGAACGGAUUAAGGAACUGAUGGAAAAAAAUAGACCAGAGGUGGCAUGGAACAUGAGUCAAGUGGAUCUGAUCAAAGGUGCUAAGGCUCAUAUAAUGUACUGUGUGCUAUCAAUAUAUGUACAGUGGAUCAAAGAAAAGCAAUGUUCUGCAGCAUUAAAAACAGUAUUGAUGAGAUUAUGUCAUGUGUAUCUUCUUUGGAACAUUUUGGAAAACCCAGUACCAUUUGGUUUAGUUGGAAUGACUGAUGAUGAUCAGAAACAAAUGAGGAAUGUCAUAUACAGUCGUCUUGCCGAGCUCCGUCCUGAUGCUGUGGCUCUAGUAGAUGCUUUUGAUUUCCAUGACUUAGUACUGAACAGUGCCCUUGGCUGCUAUGAUGGACAAGUAUAUGAAAGAAUGUAUGAAUGGGCUCAGAAUGCUCCACUGAACAAAAGUCAGGUCCAUGAAUCAUACUACAAACAUCUACAACCAUUCAUCAAGUCAAAGAUGUAGAGAUCAUUCAGUUGCUGAAUAGCAUCUCAAACAAACCAAUGGUGUUUUAGUAUCGAACAGUCCAAGUACUUUCCUGAACAAAGGUUGUUUCUGUACAACUACGCCAAUAUAGUUUAAAUAAUUGGGUUAUAUUAAUUUGGUAUUGUGUUUAGAUAUAUCAGACAUGCAAAUAAGGAAUUAAUUUUAUUCUGUUUUGAAAUAAAAUAGUUGAUUAACAAAUUUGUAUAACCAAAGGCUAUAAAAAUUCAACUACAUUAUAAUUAAACAUGUUUUUACACAAAGUUGCUAAGAAAAUUCCUGUGGAGUGUUUCUAUUAACCAUUAUUGUGAUAUUAUAAUUUGUGAUACAAAUUGUAACAAUUUAGCAUUGGGAUAUAGGUAAUACUAUACAUGGAUAUUUUAAUAUAUUGUUUACUAUUUUAACACCUAAUCUCAUUUAUGUAUGUUAUUAAUAUAUUAACUUGUAUUGUGAAUUAAAAUGAAAAGUGCAUUGCUGGGACCCGAAAUAAUGUGGUUGAUAGAGUAAUUCAAAAUUAAAGGCUGUUUGAAGUGACUGAUUAUGAAUGAUAGUUUGUUUAUUAAAGUGAAACUUCAGAGUCUGUAAAUGACUAUUUUUCAUGUUUUGGUUAAUUUGAUAAGGAGAGAGAACAGCCAAAUGUAUUUUGGUUGAUUUAUUUUUCCAUGACAACUGACUUGCAUGGUAAGUAGGGCAUACACUGAGAUUGUUUUUUAAUAUAUAUUUUUAUGACUUAAAAUUACUGCUUAAUGUUGAUGAAGUUUGCAGUACAGUUUAACAAAAAUAUUUUACAGAUUUUUGUGAACAAGUAACUCAGAAACUAAGGUAGAAUUAAAUAGUAAUUCUUUCUACCAAUAAAAAUAUUAGUCUAUUUGUACUAAUUCUUUGGCAAAUAAAAUUAGCUUUUGGUACAAAUUUCUUUCAUUUAGCUAAUUAAGCUAAUACUGGAAAAAAAACUGAUAAUCAAAGGUAACUUAUUAAUAGUUAUGAUUUAACAGUGUUAAUAGUUACAUAGUUUCAUGUUAAUAAGGUCAUAAGUGUUUGCUUAAUGUCAGCUAAACACUGUUUUUCUCUGUAGGCCAUUCACUUAAAUCAUUAAUUUAGUUUGUAGCUCAUCAAGAGCAUGAAUCUGGUUAAGUUCAUGUGUCAUGCAUUGCUGAUUGCACAUGUACAUGUUUUUAUCAUGUAAAGAUAGUUAUACUCUCAUCUCUAAAAUACACGAGAUUGGUUCAUAAAAAUUUGAUAUUAUACAUCACCUGUAACAAAUGUGAUUGUUAUGCUGCAGUUUGAUAUAUUUUGUUCGUCAAUCAUAAAUGUGGUCACUUUACAUCAAUUUUCUGUAUUUGAGAAUGUGCGAAAAAACAAAUUUUAUUGGUAUACAUCCGUUUGCAUGUGAACACCUGAAGUAAGUAUGAUUGGUUUUUACAUCAGACAGAUAUGUUUUGUUCAUCUCUAUCAAACGUCAUUUGUUUUGUAACUUUUUGGUUAAUGGAAUGCAUGCAAGUUAUAUCUAUUGUAAGUAAUCUGUGCGUGUGAGCAUAAACACACGCAUUAUUUUACCUCAGAUGAAACAAAUAUUCCAAUAACCAUCAAACAGUUCAGGACAAUUUUUCUUGUAAAUGAAUAAGUAGUAAAAAGAAAUAUGCAUAAAUCAGCUGGAACUAAAUAAAAUUUUAAUUUACUGGAAUAUUUGCACAGCACAGCAGUAACUCAGUACUGAAGUACAAUACUGAUCUUUUUUUUUCUCCCCCUUCUCUGACCAAAGGGUCUCAGGGAGAUAUUACUGAUGAGUUAGGAUGUUGUUGUCUGUCCAUCCAGCCAUCUGUCUGUAAACACUUACUUUCUGAAAAGUAAUUAGUGUUCUGCACAGCAGAUUUUAAUGAAACUUUACAGGUCAUUUCCCUUGGUAAUGGGAAAGAACCCUAGUGAUUUUGGAGUUAAAAGCUUAAAGAUCAAGGUUACAAUUUCAAGAAAUAGAAAAUUGGUUUCUAUGCAAAAUAAAACAUAAUCACAACAUUUACAAACACAGACAAAAAAAAAAAUUAGUAAUGAUUGGAGGAGAGAUUAUCCAUUCUGUUAAUGGCUACUUAUCAACAAUGACUAAGUUUCUAUGUAUAAUGCUAGAAUACUUGCUUGGAAUAGCAGUUAUUAAAUGUUAUAUAUAUAUACAGAUAAUAUCUGUGUAUUUCCAAUAGGCACUAAACAAACUGGGAUUGUGUAUGGUACUGGGUUAUUGCCUUAGAAUUUGUGACCUGAAUUUUUGAUAUUACAUGUAUAAGGCAGCUGUAAAUGUGGUUGGACGUCUUCUUAAGACAUCUUUCAUGCAUUAAUGUACCAUUAUUAUGGCAGGUAACAAAUAAAAUAUGAAGAUUAUACACAUUCAGGUACCAGAUUUAUAAUAUGCAACACAGUUGUACUGUUUGACCUUUUUAUAUAAUCAGUGUGUUAAUAAGAAAUUCUUAUUGCUCAUAAAUUAUCACUUCAACAUAAUAUUCUUCGUUUGUUACAGUAGGAUAAUUAAUCCAACUAAAUGAAUACAUUCUCUUUGUCGUUAUGCAGUAUUAUCUUCGAAAAAAGUAUUACUAUACCUUAUUAUCAUUUUUAAUUGUGUCUGUAAUAAGAGACACAAAUCUUAUUUUGAGAAUUGGUUGGUCACUUACUGUGAAUUCAGAUUUUUGUAGUUACUAGGUGAAAUGAUAUUAUUUAUUUAGUUUUGUAAAAAAAAUAUUAAAAAUAAAACAGAAUAUGUUUCUGUCUUAAAAAAUAAUUAAAUUGAUAGAGUGACUAAAGAAAGAGAUGAAGAGUACAACGUUAUCAGACAAAUUGAUAGAUAGCUAUGCAAACUCACCCAUUUCCCUUUACUGGGUUCCUGACCUAUGUUCAUCAUUGAAGUCCAUCGUUAAAUUUGCUCCUAGUAAUAUUUAAAAUCAACAAUUUCAGAAUUAUCAUAACCAAUAAAGUAUUUUGACAUUCACAAUAAUGUUCCCAGAAUAACUUAAUGAAAACCAUUUUAAUGUGAGUGAAACAUAAGAUUACUUACGUCUUGUAGAACGUAAUAAUAUAAAUAGAUAUUUAAAUCUAUUGUAUGCCUUAUUAACAGAACUUUGUGAACAGAAUUUUUUGUGCCUUUGUAGGAGAAUGAUUUUGAUGCCUUAAAAUAUUUAUAGACGUGAAAAAGUUGGGUUCUUUUUUACAUUUUUCAUUGAGUAUUUUAAAGUUUUUAAUUACUGAAGAAGUGGUAGAUUUCAGAUAAUAGUAUACAACUGUCACAACUCUUCAUUAAAAAAAUAUAUAAUUUUAAGUUAAAAAUAAAUACGUUUUAUAUUUUAUCAAAUAACUAUCGUUUUAAAUUCAUAACACCUAUAAUUUGAAAUUAAAGAAUUUUAUAUUUACGUUUGUAGUAUUUGUAGCUCAAAGUUAAUAGAAUUUAAUAUCAUUACAGUUCUACAGAUGUGAAAUAACCUUGAAUCUAUGUUUGUUCACGAAUAUGUGAUAAAACUGGAUUAACAGUAUUCCUGAAAUAAAUAAUAAUAAUAAUAUAAGCUACCAAACUUCAUUCCUACAAAGUAAGUUUUGUCAAAUCUAUUUUGUUAUUCUGAAAAUUUGUUCAUUAAAAAAAAUGAAUAUUUUUGUACUUUAUGUGAAAGUAUAACAAUAAAGUAUUUAUCGUCAA